UAUGGUUUAACUCAUAAACCCUAGUUUUGUUUGUUUCUCGGAAUCCUUUCGAUUGGUCUUCUAAAUGUAUUCAUUGAUACUCCAUAGAAGAAGGUCUUUGGAGUUGCAGAAAUGUAUUCCUCAUCUGAGAGUUGCAGCAAAGCAAAUCUUGUUCUCUGCUUUCUCCAAUAAUCCCUUCUCCUCCUCCGCUACUUCUGCUCCUGAAGAUGGUCCGCGAAAAGAUCAGAACUUUACAGUCUCUUACCUCGUUGACUCAUUGGGUUUCACUACCAAACUCGCCGAAUCCAUCUCCAGGAAAGUCAGCUCCGAGAGAAAGGCCAAUCCUGAUUCUGUUCUGAGUCUUCUUAAAAGCCACGGUUUCACAGAUUCUCAGCUCUCAAGCAUCGUUACGAGCUACCCACAAGUGCUUAUAGCAGAUGCUGAGAGUUGUCUGGCUCCAAAGCUUCAGUUUUUAAAGUCAAGAGGAGCUUCAACCUCUGAGCUUACUGAGAUUCUCUCAAAAGUUCCUAAAAUCUUGGGAUUGAAAAAGGUUAAAGCUUUCAGCUUGUACUAUGAUUUCAUCAAAGAGGUUAUAGUAGCUGAUAAGAGUUCCAAGUUGGAAAAGUUAUCUCAAUCUUCUUUGCUAGAGAGUAGUAGGCAAGAGAACAAACUGAGAAACAUAUUGGUUUUGAGAGAUUUGGGUGUGCCUCAGAAGCUCUUAUUCUCAUUGCUCAUGUCUAACUUCCAGACUGUAUGUGGCAAAGAAAGGUUUCAAGAAACCCUCAACAAGGUUCUUGAGAUGGGUUUUGAUCCCACCACCUUUAAGUUUGUCCAAGCCCUCAACGCUGUUUACCAACUUAGCGACAAAACAACUCAAGACAAAGUCAGUUUCUUGUGUACAAGGUUAGGCUUUGCUGUGGAUCAAGUAUGGGCAAUGUUCAGGAAGAAUCCAAGCCUUCUAACACUCUCGGAGAAUAAUAUAUUGAAGUCCAUUGAAGCAUUUCUAAGCCUAGGAUUCACCAGAGAUGAGUUUGCCACGCUGGCCAAGGGCCAUCCUCAGUGUCUUAAUUACUCCCCAGGGAUGGUGAAGAAGAAGACUGAGUUUCUGGUGAAGGAGAUGAGUUGGUCACUAAAGGCUUUAGUUUCGAACCCUUCAGUACUUGGAUUAAGCAUGGAGAAGAGGAUUGUGCCAAGGUGUAAAGUAAUCAAAGCUCUCAUGUCCGAAGGAUUGCUUGGAACUGAACUCCCUUCAAUUGGGUCUGUUUUGGUGUGUACCAAUGAGAUGUUUUUAAACAAGUAUGUGAUGAAGCAUGAUGAUGAUGUUGAUGAUAAGAAGCUUGUGGCUAAGUUAAUGGCUAUCUUCACCGGAGAUCUUGUUUCCUAGAUCAGAAGAACUGUCAGCUUGUGAGCUUAUGGUACAUUUUCCUCCAAUCCAUGUUGUUGUUAAACCCUGGAAUGAAGCUAAAAAGCCUAAAACAGAUGAUUGAAGAGAAAGGUGUUUCUCUGUUCUGACUUAUCUAGGUUUCUUGAGGAAGUUCAAGGAUAUGAUCCUAGUAACAGUUUCAGAGUUCAGUUGGAAUUUGCCUUUACAGUCAAGAGAGAGUGACUUCUUUACAUAGGGCCGACCCUGAAGCUUUCAUUUUCAUUUUCGCCUGUGUUGGUGGUUACUGAUGAAGCUUUCUUAAAUAAGUAUGUGAAGAAGCAUAAUGACAAAGAGGUUGUAGCCGGUUUGAUGGCUAUCUUCACCGGGGAUCGUGCCUCAUAGAUCUUCAUAAGGCUUGUCAAAUACUUUGCUUUUAUUUAUGACUCUGUACAUCUCUUUUCCGAGAUACUAGGACAUCCAACAAUCUCGGCAACGAUAGCUGAGUAUAUAUUUGUAUAAAAACUCACUUGACUGAAGCAUUAAGAUUUAAG
Eruca vesicaria subsp. sativa (arugula) is the source of this 1893-nucleotide messenger RNA. Lineage: Eukaryota; Viridiplantae; Streptophyta; Magnoliopsida; Brassicales; Brassicaceae. The record is from the annotation of a GenBank genome assembly.